AUGUAUUCGUUAAGCAAGGCUUUCUUUUCUUUCAUAUCCAAGUUUGACGACAGUAGUAUGGACCCAAACACGCUGCUUUCAGGUGUGCCAGACUGUGUUUGGUCGUUCAACACCGAUUUCGCACAUAAUUCUAGAAAAAUUCCCAACGUGUUUAUUUGUAUCAUGACCUUUCUACAAGUUAAACUUGCUCAUAUGAGGUGUCUUGACUAG
Messenger RNA from Macrosiphum euphorbiae (potato aphid), 210 nucleotides. NCBI's taxonomy places the organism in Eukaryota, Metazoa, Arthropoda, Insecta, Hemiptera, Aphididae. The record is from the annotation of a GenBank genome assembly.